Molecule: messenger RNA, 822 nt
Organism: Adineta ricciae
Lineage: Eukaryota; Metazoa; Rotifera; Eurotatoria; Adinetida; Adinetidae
Source: the annotation of a GenBank genome assembly
AUGUCAAGUUUUCUUCCCACGUCACCAUCAUCACAAGCCAAUGCAGGUACCGGCAUUGGCACAUUGCAACGUUCGACAGUGAACAAUGCGGCAGCUGAUGCAUUACGAAAGAAAAUGCAACAAUUACGUGAUGAACUCGAACAGGUUAAAGACAGUUUAGAGAGCGCGCGUAAGGAAUUGGAAAAGGAACGGCACGGUCGAGAAGUUGCAGAAGCUGAAGUUAGUCAACUUACACGUAAACUUCAUUCAUUCGAAGAACAACUUGAACGAACAGAAGAACGUUUAGUACAAACAACGAGCAAGCUCGAUGAAGCAUCCCAUACUGCUGAUGAGCGAGAACGAUCAAGAAAAAUGUUGGAGAACCAACUAAAUCUUGGUAGUGAUCGUACAGAAAUCCUUGAAGUGCAAUUGAAAGAAGCACGAGCACUUGCAGCAGAGUCUGAUAAGAAGUACGACGAAGUUGCACGAAAAUUAUUAGUUCAAGAAAGUGAAUUAGAAAAAGCCGAAGAGCGUGCUAAACGAGCAGAAGUCAAAUGUCUUGAAUUAGAACAAGAAAUGAAAAAUCUUCAUCAUCAAUUGAAAUCCUUUCUAGCUCGUAUUGAAGAUGCACAAAAUAAAGAACAAAGCUAUGAAGAUCAAGUUCGUCGUCUUACCCAACAUCUGAAAGAUGCUGAAACCCGCGCCGAAUAUUCUACCAAACAAGUUCAACGACUACAGCGUGAAGUGGAUACACUUGAAGAAGAAUUACAAACCGAACGUGAUCGUUGUAAAAAUCUUCAAAAUGAAAUGGAACGUUGUUUCUCCGAUUUACAAUUACUUUAA